This is a messenger RNA of Pundamilia nyererei, 1571 nucleotides long. RefSeq lists its product as uncharacterized. The transcript is spliced from 5 exons. The coding region runs from base 12 to 635 and encodes 207 amino acids. Lineage: Eukaryota; Metazoa; Chordata; Actinopteri; Cichliformes; Cichlidae. The record is from RefSeq and is a predicted model, not a curated record.
CGUGCGUGAGGAUGCGCUGCUUGGUCUUCCUCGUGUCCGCUCUGUUGGCCGUGUGUCGAGCUCGUGGACAGAGUGAUGUUAAACCAGUGGUGGGGACGGGUGGAGGGGAUGUAUGCCUGCACAUUGGAGCCACCGAGGUAGACAGAGACGCUCACAUUGUCUGGUUUUAUGGUCCGAAGAACAAAGUCAUCAUCAGCUAUGAUAAUGGAACAUAUGACACUAAACUAUCAGAAAGGUUCCAGCUGGAUGCAAACGGCUCUCUGAUGAUUCGAUCCCUCACUGCCAACGACAGCGGACUCUACAACUGUGAGAUCUUCAGUAAAAAUGGGUCAUCUCAAAGCUUUAACCUGACUGUUGUGGAACCGUCCAGUUAUUCUUCAACACCGGCAACACCGACACAAACGUCAGCUGAUCACAGCACCGCUGGUCCAAAACCGACUACACCUCCAAACAACGGGAUACCCUGGAUCGUUGGUGUUGCUGUACUGAUUGUGUUGGUCGUUCUUCUCUGUGCUGUGUGGAAAUGUCGUGAGCAAAUCAAAGAAAGGUUUCGGGUUCGGUACGCAGAGUGUGAUCAAGAAGAUCCUGGAAGAUCCUCCGGACAGGAGAAUGUAACACAGGAUACAGCUGUGUAGGAUACAGCUGUGUAGGAUACAGCUGUGCAGAUACAGCUGUGCAGAUACAGCUGUGCAGAUACAGCUGUGUAACGGACCUCCCACAGACGUCCAGCGUUACAAAGGUCGUGUUUAAUGCUGCGGACCUGACAGCGAGCAGUAAAUAGCAGUAAAUAGCAGUAAACAUGGCCUCUGUCUUUACUGUCUGUCUCUUUAAGACAUUUGUCUAUAAAAGAUCCAAAGAGCAGCUGCUGCACUGUGAACCUGUAACAUCCAUGGAGAGAGUCGUAGGUUUUUAAAGUCUGGCACAUGUAUCUCAGUGGACCUGCUCUAUCUGAUAUGCAGUGCUGCUUUUACAUUUUCUUCAUCAGGUACUAAAUAUCUACAUGUUACACUGAUUCUGGAUGUCAGUCUCUAACACCAAAGAUCCACAAUAUUUCUGUAAUUUUACGCAUUAAUCUUGUAGAAACGCUGAGAUGUUCUCCUGUUAUGGCACUUCUUCUUCUUCUUCUUCAUGUUAAAAUAUCUCAGGGAUUAAAUGUGUAGUUAGCUUCACUCGUCUCGCUCACUUAAGAUCAACGUGGGCUGUAAGUGGCCCUGGAUGUCAAACGAUUCCUGGAUAUUCCUGGAUAUUCCUGGUUUAAACCAAACAGGAAUGACGUCUUUCCAAACAAACCAAAACUGAUUCUGAGGAAACUUGAAGAGCUCUGACAGACCGGGCUGUUUGGUGUUUACUGUUGUAAUAAUAUUGCAAUAAAAGACAUUUCCAGUGUGUGUGACAGACUUUACAUGAUUGAUCUUUGGCAGUUUUUCCUUUUCUUUGAUGUUGUUGUAAAAACCACAGUGAGACUGAAUGAUGCUGAUUUACUGAGAAUUUCAUGUGUUUGUACGGCUGGUGGAUAAAAUUCUGGUUAUAAACUAUAAAGUGUAGAUGAUAAAUGUGUCAUUAGGAGCCAA